UCGUACUUUACUCUUGACUCAAGAUGACCAACGACGUAAAUUCUUGUUUCGCUCGGUUUAAAAAUGAAGUUAAGAGCGUUAAACUCUGGACUGAAGUAUUUGCAGAGUUUCUCAUCACAACUCUGUUUAUCUCAUUUGUGUGUGGAUGUUCGUUAGCAUGGAAUCCUCCCUCGUCUGUGAUGCACAUGGCUAUAAGUUCAGGUUUAGGAGUUGCUACGUUUGCCUUUACCAUGUGGGAUGUGUCAUCUGGUCUUUUUAAUCCUGCUCUUACCGUUGCUUUCUUUGUUGGUGGAAAGAAGACGCUUGCGCAAACGUUGUUUUACAUCAUAGCUCAAGUUAUUGGAGGUAUUUGCGGUGCUGCAGUGAUUUAUGGGAUAGCUCCAGAACAAGCCAUCGUUGAUUCAAAUCUCGCUGUCAAUCUUCGCAAUCCUGAUGUGUCUGUUGGCAAGGCGUUAGGAAUGGAAAUAUGGAUUACUUUUAUUCUUGUUCUAGUGGUGUUUGCGGCUGGUGACCCUGACAGACAUCUGUCAGGAUAUGGACCACCGCUGGCCAUUGGAUUUGUCGUAUUUGUCAAUCUGAACCUCUCGAUUAACUUAUCUGGAGGUGGAAUGAAUCCAACGCGAUCAUUUGGGCCAGCGGUUGUCAUGAAUUCUUGGGAAGACCACUGGAUCUACUGGGUUGGCCCGAUGAUAGGAGCUAUUGCGGCAGCGCCGAUCUACAACUACGUGUUUUCGCAAAGGGUAUACAACAGUCUGCUAUCUCAACCACAACAGUCUGAGAACUCAACCUCAAACCACGAUCUUGACAACGAAAAUAUACAAUUUCAACCAUGAAAGCGUUAAGAGAAUGGAAAUCGGAUAUGUGCAUUCUCCCAAAAAUAUAGAUGUGAAUAUACAACUCGCUGUGUCUAUUGAAACUUAUUAAUAGUGUUAUUCUCUUCAUCGGUUAAUUCUCUAUCAAAUACAGACAGUUGAACAAAUUCUGGCAGAUUACUUAAUAUCAAUUAUAAAUAUAUCAAUAUAUAGCAAUAAAGCAAUUGAAUCAUUGAA
Messenger RNA from Exaiptasia diaphana, 1049 nucleotides. Its product is annotated as aquaporin-5. Gene Ontology annotation, biological process: transmembrane transport. Gene Ontology annotation, molecular function: water channel activity. The transcript is spliced from 4 exons. The coding region runs from base 24 to 833 and encodes 269 amino acids. The record is from RefSeq and is a predicted model, not a curated record. Gene Ontology annotation, cellular component: plasma membrane. Lineage: Eukaryota; Metazoa; Cnidaria; Anthozoa; Actiniaria; Aiptasiidae.